ACCCCCCGUGCCGCUAUAAAAGCCAAGGAGCAGCAGGAGAUCGUCAGACUCUGAAGGAGCCAGUUCCUGUGGUUUACUCUGAAGCCAAACGUUAGCCGUCAUGAAGCUGCUGGUGGUCCUCGCUCUCAUCUCUGUUUGCAGUGCAAACCUCAUCUGGCCUGAUCCCCCCAAGAGCAAUCUGGAUGUGGUGAAGGAGGCUUUCUGGGACUAUGUUGCCAAGGCGACGCAGACUGCUGAGGACUCUCUGCAGCAGAUCCGACAGUCGGAUCUUGGCCAGGACCUGAACUCCAAAAUCUCUCAGAGCACCGACACCGUGAACCAGUACUUCGCCUCUCUGCAAGCGCAGGCGGCUCCUGUGACCCAGGAUGUGAUCAGCCGCAUCACCCAGGAGGCCGAGCAGUUGAAGAUCCGUCUGGACAAAGAUCUGAGUGCGGUGAGCGACAAGCUGCAGCCUCAAGCCGAGGAGCUGGUGGCUCAGCUCCACAGUCGGGUGGAGGAGCUGAAGAGGGAGGUCAGCCCCCUGGCCGAGGCCAUGAACCCUGAGGCGCUGAAGGCCGUCCUGCUGCAGAAAAGCCAGGAGCUGAAGGGCCAGCUGGAGAAGGGCCUGAGCCAGCUGCACGUCCAGGCCACCCCCUACACCCAGGAGAUGAGGGAGAAGAUGGAGCAGAGCCUGGAGGACUUUCAGAAAAACAUGGUGCCCCUGACCCAAACCUUUGAGAUCCAGCUGAACCAGAAGGCCCAGGAGAUCCAGCAGAGGCUGCUGCAGAGCGGAGAGGAGCUGAGGGCCAGGCUUGACUCCGGCGCUCAGGACCUGCAGACUCAGCUGACGGCUCUGUGGGAGUCCUUCACCCAGAAGACCCAGUGAACAGACUUCUGCCCCAACCAGUCUAUUUAUUUAAAACGUUAUCCACUAUCCAGAUCAGUGACAAUAGAAUUCCACCCAUCAGGAGAUGCAUUUCAGGACUUCCUCCAUCUGCUCUCCUCACAUGAAGACAAAAGUUCCUGAAAACAUCUUUUACAGAUUAUCAUAAUGUGGACCUGCGGGAACAUAAAGAAAUGUAUACUUGCAUCUUUAGGUGAUUAAAGUUGGAUUCUCUAUUCGA
Oryzias latipes (Japanese medaka) is the source of this 1103-nucleotide messenger RNA. RefSeq names its product apolipoprotein A-IV a (gene apoa4a). Gene Ontology annotation, cellular component: extracellular region; low-density lipoprotein particle; extracellular vesicle. Gene Ontology annotation, biological process: cholesterol efflux; cholesterol metabolic process; acylglycerol homeostasis. Gene Ontology annotation, molecular function: phospholipid binding; cholesterol transfer activity; phosphatidylcholine-sterol O-acyltransferase activator activity. Lineage: Eukaryota; Metazoa; Chordata; Actinopteri; Beloniformes; Adrianichthyidae. The record is from RefSeq and is a predicted model, not a curated record.